UCCUCCUCCGGCCUCCUCGCAGACGGACCAGAUCCCGGGGUGGAAGGCGAACAUGUCCCCGCUGCUGCUGCUGCUGCUCAGCCUCCUGCUCGGCCUGCUGCUCUGGAUCUUCAUCCUCGGCGGCAGAACCAGAAGACCCGAAGAACCUCCCUUGAUUAAAGGCUGGAUCCCCUUCAUGGGGAAGGCUCUGGAGUUCGGGAAGGAUGCUCAUCAGUUUCUGGAGGAACAUAAGAGGAAGUAUGGAGACGUGUUCACGGUCCUGAUCGCAGGUAAAUACAUGACCUUCAUCAUGGACCCGCUGCUCUACCCCAGCGUCAUCAAGCAGGGCCGCCAGCUGGACUUCCACGAGUUCACCGACAAGGUGGCCCCCCGGACCUUCGGCUACCCGCCCGUCCUCGGCAGCACCUUCCCCGGCCUGUGGGAGCAGGUCAAGCGCUCCUUCCAGCUCCUGCAGGGAGAUCACCUGCUGCCGCUGACGGAGAGCAUGAUGGGUAAUCUGAUGCUGGUCUUCCGCCAGGACCAGCUGGAUGGGGACGGCGGCUGGAGGCGGGGCGGCCUGUACGACUUCUGCUCCUCGGUCAUGUUCGAGGCUACCUUCCUGACCAUCUACGGCAAGCCGGCGGGCGGCGGCCGGCACCGCGGCAUGGACGUGCUGAGGAAGGACUUCAACAAGUUCGACGACAUGUUCCCCUUCCUCAUCGCUCAGAUUCCCAUCUGGCUGCUGGGACGGACCAAAGCCGUCCGCCAGAAGCUCAUCUCCUACUUCCUGCCCCAGCAGAUGCAGCAGUGGUCCAACACCUCGCAGUUCAUCCGCAGACGAGCGGAGCUGUUCGAGCAGCACGACCAGCUGAAGGACGCCGAUAAGGCUGCUCAUCACUUUGCCAUCCUGUGGGCGUCGGUGGGCAACACCCUUCCUGCCACCUUCUGGGCCACCUACUUCCUGCUGAGCCAGCCGGAGGCGCUGGAGGCGGUCCGCCAGGAGGUCCUGGACGUCCUGAGGGACGGCGGCGUCGACUUCAGCCCCGGCAGGGACGUGAUCCUCAGCAAAGAGCAGCUGGACAGGCUCAUCUUUCUGGAGAGCGCCAUCAACGAGAGCCUCCGCCUGUCCUCGGCCUCCAUGAACAUCCGGGUGGCCCAGGAGGACUUCGCUCUGCGGCUGGACAACGAGCGCUCGGUGGGCGUCAGGAAAGGAGACGUCAUCGCCCUGUACCCCCAGAGCCUCCACCUGGACCCGGACAUCUACGAGGACCCGCAGACGUUCCGCUUCGACCGCUUCGUGCAGGACGGCAGGGAGAAGACGGACUUCUCUAAGGACGGCCAGAAGCUGCGGUACUACCUGAUGCCGUUCGGGUCCGGUUCGUCCAUGUGUCCCGGACGGUACUUCGCCGUCAACGAGAUCAAACAGUUCAUCUGUCUGCUGCUGCUGUACUUCCACCUGCAGCUGGAGGACGGGCAGAACCGGCCCGGUCCGGACUCCAGCCGAGCCGGGCUGGGAAUCCUGCUGCCCUCCUCAGACGUCCGGUUCCGCUACAGACAGCGGACCGUCUGAGCCGGCGCCUGGCAGAACCGGGUCCUGCUGCUCGGUCUGGACUCGGUUCUAAGGGAGGACGUUUGGGUUCUGGUCGGGUCUGUGGCUCAUCCAGAGCUUAGCGGCCAGAACUCGACUAACUCUGGAUUUUUUUUUUCGACCUGUGAGAUGAGCUCCAGAACCUGAACUCUUUCUGCCUGGAGCAGAACGAAGAUGGAAGCUCGGAUCUUUAGAACCUGAUCCAGUUCUAGCAGAACAGCUCUGCGGAUUAUUGGUCCGGAAACUUCAGAGCAGAACCGUUCCAGACGGCGUUCCACAGGGUGGUGUUCUUGGACCGCAGGAAAAUCUAACGAUGACAGAAGAUCUGCAAUAAACUUCACCGCCUAACAUUCUGCUGUUGUUCUGGAGAUUUAAGUUUAACUAACAUUAAACGGUUUAAUGAUCAUUAGACGGAAAUAAACCCACAUUCAUGUUAAUAAAUGUGUUUAUUUAAGUUUAAUGAUCAUUAAACAGAAAUAAACCCACAUUCAUGUUAAUAAAUGUGUUUAUUUAAGUUUAAUGAUCAUUAAACGGAUAUAAACCCACAUUCAUGUUAAUAAAUGUGUUUAAGUUUAAUGAUCAUUAAACGGAAAUAAACCCACAUUCAUGUUAAUAAAUGUGUUUAAGUUUAAUGAUCAUUAAACAGAAAUAAACCCACAUUCAUGUUAAUAAAUGUGUUUAAGUUUAAUGAUCAUUAGACGGAAAUAAACCCACAUUCAUGUUAAUAAAUGUGUUUAUUUAAGUUUAAUGAUCAUUAAACGGAAAUAAACCCACAUUCAUGUUAAUAAAUGUGUUUAUUUAAGUUUAAUGAUCAUUAGACGGAAAUUAACCCACAUUCAUGUUAAUAAAUGUGAGUUUAUUUAAGUUUAAUGAUCAUUAAACGGAAAUAAACCCACAUUCAUGUUAAUAAAUGUGUUUAAGUUUAAUUAUCAUUAAACGGAAAUAAACCCACAUUGAUGUUAAUAAAUGUGUUUAUUUAAGUUUAAUUAUCAUUAAACGGAAAUAAACCCACAUUCAUGUUAAUAAAUGUGUUUAUUUAAGUUUAAUUAUCAUUAAACGGAUAUAAACCCACAUUCAUGUUAAUAAAUGUGUUUAUUUAAGUUUAAUUAUCAUUAAACGGAAAUAAACCCACAUUCAUGUUAAUAAAUGUGUUUAUUUAAGUUUAAUUAUCAUUAAACGGAUAUAAACCCACAUUCAUGUUAAUAAAUGUGUUUAUUUAAGUUUAAUUAUCAUUAAACGGAAAUAAACCCACAUUCAUGUUAAUAAAUGUGUUUAUUUAAGUUUAAUUAUCAUUAAACGGAUAUAAACCCACAUUCAUGUUAAUAAAUGUGUUUAUUUAAGUUUAAUUAUCAUUAAACGGAAAUAAACCCACAUUCAUGUUAAUAAAUGUGUUUAAGUUUAAUGAUCAUUAGACGGAAAUUAACCCACAUUCAUGUUAAUAAAUGUGAGUUUAUUUAAGUUUAUUGAUCAUUAAACGGAAAUAAACCCACAUUCAUGUUAAUAAAUGUGUUUAAGUUUAAUGAUCAUUAAACGGAUAUAAACCCACAUUCAUGUUAAUAAAUGUGUUUAUUUAAGUUUAAUUAUCAUUAAACGGAAAUAAACCCACAUUCAUGUUAAUAAAUGUGAGUUUAUUUAAGUUUAAUGAUCAUUAAACGGAAAUAAACCCACAUUCAUGUUAAUAAACAGCAGUAUUCACACCAGGAGUUAAUUAAAGGGUAGGAAACAUUCCUGAGCAGAAACUGGAAGCUAACGUAAGACUUUAGCAGCUAAUUAUCAAGGAGCAGGUCUGAGGAAAACAGAACCCGGUCUGGACCGCUCCACAUUGUCUGCUGUUGACUGGUUCUGCUGUAUUACAUGACAGCGUAGAGGUCUGGGCUAAAAGCUCCGGUACCAGAAUAACUCAUGGUUCUGCUUACAGAGAACACACAGGUGUUUUAUUCCUAAAAUAAAAACAUUAAUGUUA
This is a messenger RNA of Fundulus heteroclitus (mummichog), 3530 nucleotides long. It is a transcript of the gene cyp7b1, whose product is annotated as cytochrome P450 7B1. NCBI's taxonomy places the organism in Eukaryota, Metazoa, Chordata, Actinopteri, Cyprinodontiformes, Fundulidae. The record is from RefSeq and is a predicted model, not a curated record. Gene Ontology annotation, biological process: bile acid biosynthetic process; cholesterol homeostasis. The transcript has 6 exons. Gene Ontology annotation, molecular function: oxidoreductase activity, acting on paired donors, with incorporation or reduction of molecular oxygen; steroid hydroxylase activity; heme binding. Bases 53 to 1549 code for a protein of 498 amino acids.